AUGCCAUCUCUACCUCUUGAACGACGGCAAUACUACAGCGACGGCUGCUACGGCUGGGGAUGUGGCGGAAACUCCGGCUGGAACAACUGGGGCCGAUGGAUUCUGCUGGCGCUGAUCAUCGGAGUUUUCCUCAUUUCGUUUCUGCUAGUGUGCACCACCAACAAGAGACGGCUCAACAGGGGCCAACAACCCAUCACAGGAACGUCGUGGAUCGUUCCCCCGACAUACCACCAGUCGGAGCAGCAGUACCAGUCUCAGGCUGCUCCCCCAUACAACCCCAACGCCAACAGCGACCCCACAGCCGCAGGAUACUAUGACCAAUCCGGCAACUUUGUCAACACGUCGCACCAUGGCGCCGGCUACAGCAAUCACCAGGGAGGCUACACAUCCAACGAUGCCUAUGGUCCUCCUCCGGGCGACGCUUAUGGUCCUCCUCCGGGACCUCCUCCUGGACACUCAAACAUUGAGAUGGACCAGUACCAGCCUCCGUCUCAUCCUCCGCCUGCGUUUGUCAAAAAUUAG
Messenger RNA from Yarrowia lipolytica CLIB122, 522 nucleotides. RefSeq lists its product as uncharacterized. The record is from RefSeq and is a predicted model, not a curated record. Gene Ontology annotation, cellular component: intracellular membrane-bounded organelle. Lineage: Eukaryota; Fungi; Ascomycota; Dipodascomycetes; Dipodascales. Gene Ontology annotation, biological process: vesicle-mediated transport.